AAUAGUGCGGAUCGUGGCGCGCGAACAGCGUCCCGCGGAGCCGGACGGUAAAGGUCCUUCUCUGAGCCGCUCUAGUGCGUCGGACCGGUGCCGGGACGGACGGACGGACGGACGGACGGACGGACAGACGAGGCGGAUCCCACGCCGCGCCGACAGCCCACGAUCCUCGAGUGGAGUCCUCGGGACCCUCCGGUCCGUGGCUGCGGAGUCUCCGACGUGAGCGGACCCUUCCCGGGUGUCCCCGUCCCCACGGGCACUAUGAACGAAGAGGAGCAGUUUGUAAACAUUGAUUUGAAUGAUGACAACAUUUGCAGUGUUUGUAAACUGGGAACAGACAAAGACACACUCUCCUUCUGCCACAUUUGCUUUGAGCUAAAUCUCGAGGGAGUACCAAAGUCUAAUCUUUUACACACCAAAUCAUUGAGAGGCCACAAAGACUGCUUUGAAAAAUACCAUUUAAUUGCCAACCAGGAUUGUUCUCGAUCCAAGCUCUCCAAAAGUACUUACGAAGGAGUUAAAACCAUCCUGAGUAAGAAGAUAAACUGGAUUGUGCAGUAUGCCCAAAAUAAGAAUCUGGAUUUGGACUCGGAGUGUUCCAAAACUUCCCAGCAUCACCUGUUUAAUUUCAGGCAUAAGCCAGAGAAGAAAUUACUCCCACAGUUUGACUCUCAGGUGCCCAAGUACUCAGCCAAGGGGUUAGCAGGAAGCGCAGUCGGCAUCUCAAGCUAUACGCAGAGAAUCCUGGACCACAGGGAGGACACGGACUUCGGGCUUGGUAUCCUGGAAGACGCGGAUGCAUUGUGGACUCACAGUCACAACCAGGCACAGAAAACAGAAGAGACGAGCUCUGUUCCGGAGCGGAGUGUGCAGACCCAGAGUCCUCGCUACAGCCGAGAAGAGCUGAAUUCGAUGACGCUUGCUGAAGUAGUUCAACUGAGUACAAAGCUCCGACAGCAAAUCCAGGAAGUUUUUGAAGAGUUGACACACCAGGUGCAAGAAAAGGACUCCCUGGCAUCCGAGCUCCACGUCCGUCACGUGGCUAUCGAGCAGCUCCUCAAGAACUGUUCCAAGUUGCCCUGCCUCCAAGUGGGACGGACCGGAACAAGGCCACACCUAUCCACUAACAACUGAGCUGAGCACAGCUCCCGCGCUCUUCAUCUCUGUCGCUCUGCUAAGCAUCUGGACCGAGAAAGCAUUUGAAGAACGUCAUGGUCCAUUUUCAUGGUUGUUGUACUUGCAAAACAUAAGAUAAUAUUCAUUAUCUUUAUCUAAUAAAGCAGAUCACUCUAGUCCAGGGUUAAUCAUUUGGCUACAUUCGGGGGGCUUUUUCUUAUAAUUACUAAAUGCCCGUCCCUAACUUUUACAGUGUUUGACUACUUAAAUCCACUGUUACAGUGUUUCUAUUGACCAAUUUUUUAUUGUAACUCAGCUGUCAAGACAACAGAAGCCUAAUUAAUAAGGUCUUGCGUUAGCCUAAACUACUAGAGAUAAUUUUAAAGAGGGAAAUAGAAUUCAUAAUAUCACCUUAUUUAUGAGCAAUAUUUUAAUAUAAAAUUUUAUAUAUAAAAUUGCUAUUUUGGGUAUUUUUCAUCGUCUUUAUAAUUUUGUAUUUGAAUGGCCGUGUGUAUUUGCACUUCGUUGUGUGAAUAUGUUCACCUCUGUGAAGAUCGCUGCAUCUUGGCGAUACAGUGUUUUUAUAACUGUUGUCUUUCUUUCCAAAGAUAAAUGUGUUCUGGCUAGUAUUUGGAGAAGCAAUCUACAUAGCUGAGGUGUUUGCACUACUAACAGCAUAGGAAAGGGGAAUUUACUGCUCUUUAAAGCAUAUGUCCAAAUGAGUAAAGCACAUUAUUGUUUUCUAAGGAAAGCAAUGCUCAAUUAGCUUAGGAGGAAAAUACUAGCCUAUUUUUUAUGUGUCAGUCUCCGUAACAGUAAAAGCCCCGCCUCUUAACUCUCGUGACUUCCUGUGAUGUGUUAGUUUUGGACAAAGUAGGUCAACUCUCUGCUCCCAGUCCACUGUAAAUACGAUCUUCAAACUGUACCUGUCCCCCUUUUGGGGGAGGGGGAGAUAAAAUUAUUAGGCGUGUCACUUCACAUGGAGUUCCAAUAAUCUGUUAACUGUCCAAAUUCUGCCAUCCACAUCACUGAAGUUGAUCCAAGAAAUAAAAAUAAAAGACUAAAGAAAGAAAGAAAGAAGAAAAAGCAUUUUAAAGGUACUUUCUAAGUUUUAAAAUCUAAAGGGAGAGAAGAUUACAGAACCAAAAAAAAAAAAUCAAUUCAGUAAAAAGCAUAAUAUAAGCUACUUUGAUUUCAGAUUCUUAACUAAUAAGUUAUUUCAAAAUGUUAGAUAAGUUUUAAUGAUAAAAUAAAAGCUAUAACUAGUCCAAAGUUAAAAUGGACUCUUUAGCUGGUGCUUAGAAUGUAUUUGUGCGGUAGAUAUUUUUUGGCUUGCAGAAAUCUAAGGAAAGAAAGCCUCAUACGUAAAGAUGGUUUCUGCCUUGAAGUUGGCAGCCUGUAUCUGGGCAAGGGUCAGACUUUAAUAUGGAGCAUACAUGAUAUUUGACUAAACAGAUGACUGCGUCACUGUAGAAAAAGCACCUUUCCUAAUGCUAAGAUGUAUUAAGCCAGCUUGGCUAGUCAAUAUCCCGUUGUUUUUGCUUUGUCCGAAGAAGCUUUUGAAGCUUUUUGGAAGGAGCUUUUGAAAAAAGAAAAAUGCUUUUUAGCUUCUCUCAGUUCUUGGAGCCAUCCAAGAUGAAUUUGAAAUCCGGAGGGCGGAGGUGAGUGCGUUGCCUUAGUUUUGAGAAGCUUUAAAUUGAACGUGUGCAAUAUGGAAGGUUCCACGUGUAGCAGCUGGGGGCGUGUCCUGAGGGGGCGUGUCCUGGUUGUGCCGGUAAGCGUUUCAGUGCUCAGUUGUUACUGUCCUGUUUUCAAGUUUAACUGCGCUGUACUCUUGCCUGGCAUAACUCAUUAAGAGGAGCAGCUGUCUGGAUGAUGGAAAGGUCGUUCUUGGGCAGCCAUAGGAGUGUGUGACAUUCAGUUUUGGGUACAUGCAGUGCUCAGUGUAUUUCUAUCAUAGGAGACAUACGGUGCAGUCCUAAAAACCAGUGAUACCCAAAGAAAAACGUGUGCUUAUCUCUUAAGGAGUUCUCUGGCAAACAUUUAGUUUACUAAUGAGUUUGGAAUAACUGGGGUUUCUCCCGCGUACUCUAAGGUCUUAACUGGGACCUCCGACUCAUUUCUUUUAGAUAUUUCACUGGGAACACCAAAGGAAUGGUGCUAAGUCGAUCUCUGGUGCGGUGGUAACACUAGUACUCAUUCACAUGGAUUUUGCUGGAGUAUACUACUUUGUAUAAUUUAACUACCCGUUGUUUGGAUUUUUUUUGUUGGUGGUGGUUUGCUUGCUUGCUUGUUUUGACACAGGGUCUUGCUACAUAGCUUUGGCUAGCCUAGCAUUCUCUUUGUAGACCAGACUAGCCUGGAAUUUGUAGCAAUUCUCCUGCCUCAGGAGGAGAUCUAGUACUGUGAUUCAGGUGUAAUCUCCUACUCCUAGCUUGCUAUGCUCUCUUGAUUGAAUAUGCAAUUGUCAGAUAUGCAAAAAUAAGGAUGGGCUUGGAGUUGAGGUCCAAUUUAGGGAAUAUGAACUUAUACAAGUACUGGUUUCUAUGUUUAGUUCUGUGUGUUUUGGGCAAGUUCAGAAGAAACUUCACACAUGAUUUCAUUUCUUAAAAACAAUUUAAGAUGUACUGCUAGUGAGCUCGUACAUCUGAGGGCUUCUAUGAGGAGCGAAGUGAAAUUUUGUCACACUAGAUGUCAUAGUUAAACAAGUUGCGUAUUUUUUUAAAAUCAGAAGUCAAAUGUGAUUUUAACACGAUUUAUUUUCUUUAAAGAGUAGUGUUCUUAUGUGCCUAGCGUCUAUCAGGCCCUGGGCUAUUAAUUCCUGUCACCAUAGUAAAUAUACAAAGGUUUUGCUCCUGGUAUUGGUUUUAUCAUGUUGCCCAGGUCUGAAUGGGGUGGGGGUGGGGGGUUGUUGAUGUAUACUGCCAUGGCUGGCUUCAGUUUUCGUAUUGUCCAUCCUUGUAGCAUUUCUCCGGAAACUACCGCCUUACUCUCGUAUUAAUUUCUCAGUUAGGCCUUUGGAACAGGCAUUCAUUUGACACACCAUGCUGGUGGUCUAAACGGUCCACUUUCUUCUCUGUGUGAUUAUUGCAUGUAGUAUUGGCCUAAGGGAAGCCCUUAUGUUCCAGGUGCCCACCAUGUUUGUUUCGCCCUAGAGUGCCCAUUCUCAGAAACAUUUAAUGAUUAUAUUUCAAAAUGUGUGCAUGCUGGCAAGUGAUUUCGGAAACACAGUUGAAACAUGGUUGCCUUCUUGAAAGGUAGCUUGUGAUUUCUUGGUCUCUUGCCUACCCUUGAGAAAUGGCUUUUACCUUUUUGUUUGUCUAUAUAGAAACCUACCCUGGUGUUUAUUCUGUUGAGACCUGUCAGGUUUUUGUUAAUUUUUGAAGUCAUCCUUUGGAUCAGUAGGUGUUAAUGUGUACCAGUUUGUGCUUAACAUGUUUGUUAACAUCAUGUGGAACGAAAGUGCUCCAAACUUCAGUAGGAAUCUUAAAGAUCUUGCCCUUUAAAGGAUUUUAAAGGGUUCAGAUGUGUGACCAUGCAAAAUAAUUACAUGGACAUGACCUAUUUUAAUGGUAGAAUGUUCCUUUCCUCACGUUUUGUUUUGACUGUUUGGAGGAGUUGUUUUACUUUUUGCAAGUUCAUUCACUGACAACUGUUACCAUUGUUCAAGCUACAGCAAGAUGUGUGGCUCUUUUAAAACUUCCUGUGUAUGAAAAUUUUAUAUACCCUCUAUUAAGAUAUGACCUUAAAGUGGAGAUGUGAUUUGAUUUGGGUCUGAUUCCAGUUUUACCUUGAACGGAAUUUUUUUCUGAGAAAAUUUGUUUUUUUUUAAAAUAAAAAGCCCUGAAGGACAGAGCCCUAAAUAAAACACCCUUGCCGAGUUAAGCUUUGUGGUGCCGGGUAUAGAAGAGUUUGUCUGCUGGAGUAAUAGGACUCUGUGGGGAAGAGAAGUUCGUGCUGGACCAGAAAGACUGUGACCUUUGCCUCGCAUUUCCCUAAUUUCAUUCCAUGCCCCUGCUGAUGUCAUCGGUCGCCUGAGCAACCCCAAGCCACGCCCACCUAGAUAGGAACCAAUCACGUGGGUGCAGAACCUUAAGAUUUUUAACAUUUAGUUUGUAAAUGCUUUCACUGAUAUUUUUAGCUUGAAUAAAGCUAUAAUUAUUUAGUAGUUCUCCCUCAAUUUCAAGUUUACCAGCGUGAAGCAAAAGUGUCCUGGAGAUGUGCUUGUUUAAAGCUAGCCGCACCGGCUGCCCGUGCUGCCACGUGUAGUGGCUUUAGCAUUGAUGUUUGGAUCGGUUUGAUUUCCUUUUUUCUUCUCUCUGUCCUGCUGCCUCCAGAAGACGUGGUUUUGAAAAGUGUUUAGUAGUGGUGCGUGCGUGCGUGCGUGCGUGCGUGCGUGCGUGCAAGAGAGAGAGAGAGAGAGAGAGAGAGAGAGAGAGAGAGAGAGAGAGAGAGAGAGAGAGAGAGAGAGAAAUGUUGCUCUAAACCUGGCUGCAUAAGCAACAGUCCAUGAACUCUGCUGACAUUUAGAAAGCGAAAAUGAAGCUGCCAUGGUCAAAGCUAAGUUUGUCUCAAAAAAAAAAAAAAAACCAUUUAUUGAGUCAUCGUCUGGGUUAUAUGCAAUUUAUAUAUUUGUAUUCUGCUUUGAAACUGUAACUAGAUAAGUCUGUCUACUAUUUUUAACUUUACAAGAAUAAAAUAUUUUGGUAGCUAUCUCCUA
Rattus norvegicus (Norway rat) is the source of this 5833-nucleotide messenger RNA. RefSeq names its product similar to human chromosome 21 open reading frame 91 (gene C11h21orf91). NCBI's taxonomy places the organism in Eukaryota, Metazoa, Chordata, Mammalia, Rodentia, Muridae. The record is from RefSeq and is marked validated.